GAUUGUUUUAGUUACUGAAAGGGAAACAAGUUCUGUAGAUUGAAGUGAACAGUAGAUGGAGUUCCUGUCUAGGAAUCCAUAACAAAAAAGAACUCAGCUCUCGUAAAUCCUAAGCACACAAUUGGUAGGCAAUUGGCAGGAAGAGAUCCAGGCUCUAGUCUCUGAUGAACUCCAAGUAGUAAAGUGUCAAUUUUGCUGUCUUCAUUUUCUAUCUCUGUUUGUACUUUGACCCCUCAAAAUUAAUAUUAUUCACCUACAAUAGUAAUAAAAUAUAUGCUUUUCAGGUUCUUAAGCUAAAAGGAGACCAAAAGAAAGCAGGGAAAGUAAAGGAUUCCAAGCAGGGCAAUACCUCAUCACUCUUCAAGAGAGUUAAUUUGGGCAGAAUAAAGUUUCUACUUCUUGCUAGCCACCCCUCUUCAUUGGAUCUCAUUCUUUCUUUUGGUUGGACAUUAUAUUAAAUCUAAUUCUACUUCAUCUACAAUGGGAGGCCUGAUUCAUUAUCUCAUAAGGUCUAUAUGAAAUCUGGAGGUGACAGCUUGAUUCACGCCAACUACCAAGAUAAGUAAUUUUUUAUAUUAUGUGUGCUAUAGAAAAGGACAUGAUUCUCAGUCAUCUUGGUUGUUUAACUUGGGUUCCCUUUUCUAAGGGUUGUAAAGGGCGUAUUUGGUUUCAUAUGGUUUCAAGGCAUUUGAAAUGUCCUAGUUAUGAUCCACUGAAGCUGUUGGACAUCUUGAGGAGCAAAAGAUUGAUGUUCAUAGAUUCAGUGCAGAGAACCAAUUUGAGGCAAUGUCUUCUUUGGUGCAAUCCAUGAUUUCUGAGGAGAAAGAAAAUCUUUUCAUGGAAUUACUUACAUGAAGAUCUUCAAUGCUGAGGUGUAUAAUGCAUCAAUUGAGUACUACUGGGAGCCCUUCAUUCUGGAGUCUAAUUCAAACCAUGCAAAAAAUCAUACUGUCCUGAGACGACUGGUGAACCUUGAUGCCAAAGCCAAAAAUGGCAAGAGCUAGGAAGGAGUUGACAUGAGGGUGUUUGAGAGCUAUGUCAACCUAAGAACUAUGUUAGUUUUUGGGUUCAGUUAUGGAAACUUGGCAAAGUAGUUAAAAUCCAACAUCAAUCCUCUAGUUCAGAGGGUCUUCUUCAUCACUAUGUCCCCAACAGAUCUGUGGAGCUGGGAAUGGAAGCCAGGCAGCUACGACAAACAAAUUGCUUCUGUGAGACAUUUCCAAUGUAAGAAGCAUCAUAUACUGGGUAGCUGGAUCUAGUCUGGUCAUUAGGAAGAGUAGUUCAUGACAUUUUACAAUAACUAAAGAUCAAUAUUCUGGAUUAGAAUAUAAAAGGGAUCUUUGAAUACAUUGUUGAAUAUAGAAGCAUUGGGGACUAAGAACACCAAAAUAGAGACAAGGAAGGAAUGUGCAACCUAUGGUAUCAUGGCAACCUCCUCAAGGAGAUUCCAUUAAGUUCAAUGCUGAUGCAGCAGUAUGACAACGGCAAGGCAUAGCCAUGUUUGGAGUUGUCCUUGGGAAAUGUGACAGCAAAGUUAUAGGAACUGUGCAAAGAACUUGUAGGUUUCAAGGAUCAGUCCUUCAAGCUGAGGUUAUGGCUAUUGAUUUUGCAUUGGAGAGGGGUAGAGAAUUUGGACACAGCAAUGUCAUCAUUGAAUCAAAUUGUGUUGAAGCCAUACAAGUAGCUAUGUCAAACAAUGGUUGUUAUCUUCCUUUGGAGCAAUUGUGGAGGAACUUCGAGCCAAGAAAUUCCAUUUUGUUUCUCUAUGUUUCCAGCAUCAAAAGCGUAGCGUAACUUGCAAGCACAUAAGUUGGCUCAGCUACAAUCCCUUCUCCACCAUGGGAGGGUGUUUGCAAAUAAGGGAAUGUAAAAUCAAGAUAUUUGAUAGAA
Molecule: messenger RNA, 1890 nt
Organism: Rubroshorea leprosula
Lineage: Eukaryota; Viridiplantae; Streptophyta; Magnoliopsida; Malvales; Dipterocarpaceae
Source: the annotation of a GenBank genome assembly